Molecule: messenger RNA, 1293 nt
Organism: Candida dubliniensis CD36
Lineage: Eukaryota; Fungi; Ascomycota; Pichiomycetes; Serinales; Debaryomycetaceae
Gene: UTP15
Product: snoRNA-binding rRNA-processing protein
Exons: 1
Coding region: 1-1293 (430 amino acids)
Biological process (GO): positive regulation of transcription by RNA polymerase I; rRNA processing
Cellular component (GO): nucleolus
Molecular function (GO): protein binding
Source: RefSeq, a predicted model, not a curated record
AUGUCAUCAGCUAAACAAGAUCUUCCACAAGUUAGGGCUCCAACUUUACCUUCAAAAACAACUCCUGAACAAAGAUAUUGGAGAAGUUAUAUAAAUCCUCAAUUAAUUAAAGAAAAUCAUCCUAUUACUAGUAUUGAAUUUAAUCCUAAUUCACCUAAUGAUUUUGCUAUUGCUUCAGCUACUAAAAUUCAAAUUUUUUCAUCUAAAACAAGACAAGUAAUUAAAACAUUUUCUCGAUUUAAAGAUGUGGUUUAUUGUGGUAAUUAUAGAUAUGAUGGGAAAUUAUUAGUUGCUAGUGAUGCAUCAGGAUUAGUAUCAAUUUAUGAUAGUUAUCAACCUCGAAAUUUAUUAGUUAAUUUAACUCCUUCUUCACAUCCUACUCAUGUAGCAAAAUUUCAUCCAACAAUUGGUAAUCAAUUAAUUACUGGAUCAGAUGAUAGAAUAUUACGAGUUUAUGAUAUUUCUCAAACUUCAAAUGGACCAAUUAUACAAUUUGAUAAUAAUAAUAAUAAUAAUAAUAAUAAUCAUGAAGAUUAUAUAAGAAGUGUUAAUUUUAUUCCAGGAGAUUCUAAUUUAAUAGUUACUGGUUGUUAUGAUGGAUAUGUGAGAAUAUUAGAUAUAAGAGAUCCUCAUCGAAUAAUUGGUAAAUUUGAUCAAGAAAAUCCUGUAGAAGAUAUAUUAGCAAUUUCAUCAAAUACUUUAGUUAGUGCAGGAGGACCAUAUGUUAAAAUUUGGGAUUUAAAUAGAAUGAAUCAAAUUCAUCAAUUGAAUAAUUUUAAUAAAUCAACUACAUGUUUAUCAAAUACUCCUAUCACCAAUUCAUUAAUGGUGGGUUCAUUAGAUUCAACUAUUAAAGUAUUUGAUUAUACUUCAACUAAUUGGCAAGUUCAAUUUGGUUGGAAAUUUGGUAAUGGAGUAUUAUCAUGUGGAGUAUCACCAAUUAAUCAAAAACAUUUUGUUACUGGAUUAACUUCAGGAUUAAUUUCUAUAAGAACUAAAAAAAUUGAACCUAAAUUAAAACAAGGGAUUAAAAAUGAAAUAACUGGAAAUUAUGGUAGAAUGAUGAAAGGUAAAGAUUAUAUUGGUGAUGAAGAAGAUCAUAUAAUUGAAAGUUCUAAAUUAAUAACUAAUAAAACUAAUAAAAAUGUUAAUGAAUUAAUGGUGAAUUAUAAAAAAUAUCUUGGAGCAAAUGGUUUAUUAGAAGAUAUUAAAUCAAAUGAAUUAAAACAAGAAAUUAAUCAAUGUAUAAAAGCUAAAGAAAUUUGUGGUAUGUUAGAACUUUUAGGUGUAUAA